AUGGCGUCCUCAAAAUCUCCCGAACCGAACGAGAACGACUCAACCUACAGCAAAAUGUCCGUCGGCGAUGUCGAAGCGAUAGGCGCUCACUGCCAGAUGACCUUCUGUCGGCAACUGGACUUCUUACCUUUUCGAUGCGAGAGCUGCAAAGGCAAAUUCUGUCUGGACCACCGAUCUGAAACUGCCCAUCAAUGUCCCAAAGCUGGGGAGUGGGCGCGAAAGCGCGCAGAUGCGAAUCGAGGGCCAGCGUCUCGAUACACCCCUUCGCCCAAACCGAGCAUCCUCACACACGAACAACAAUGCUCCGAGCCGUCAUGCAAAACGUUGAUCAACACACCACUGGUGACCGGCGUGCAAUGCGACAAGUGCAACUACUCAUACUGCCUGAAGCACCGCUUUACCAACGACCAUAACUGCGCGAACCUCACGCCGAAAGCAGCACGACCGGCAGGAGCCGCACAAACACAGAAAGAGAAAGGCCUCGCAGCGUUGGAGAAGUUGAGGGCAUGGGGAGCAUCUAAGAAGGCUACCAUGCCCAAACCGACCCUGCCUCAAAGCAAAGCCAAACAGUCUGCUGCGGCAUCCUUAGCGGCCACGGCGAACCUGAAGAAGACCGCAAAGGGCGACGAGAAGAUCCCACAGGAUAAGAGAGUAUAUCUGUAUGUGGAGGCAUCUUCGGACACUCUCACAGCAAAGAUACCCAAAGGCAACUUCUUCUACAGCACGGACUACAGUGUCGGGCGAGUACUGGAUCUUGCAGCGAAGAGCCUACAGGUUCAGAACCUCAACAACAGAUCAGAGGGUGAGGAAGAGAAGCUGAGGGUGUUUCACGUGGAAGGUGGACGGCUACUGGAAUUCGGAGAGAAGUUGGGCCAGAGCGUGCAGACGGGCAAUACUGUUGUGUUGUUACGUGGCGUGGGAGCUGGCAUGGCGAAGACACCGGACAAGACGGGGUGA
This is a messenger RNA of Zasmidium cellare ATCC 36951, 957 nucleotides long. RefSeq lists its product as uncharacterized. The transcript is spliced from 2 exons. Gene Ontology annotation, cellular component: cytoplasm. Gene Ontology annotation, molecular function: zinc ion binding. NCBI's taxonomy places the organism in Eukaryota, Fungi, Ascomycota, Dothideomycetes, Mycosphaerellales, Mycosphaerellaceae. Bases 1 to 957 code for a protein of 318 amino acids. The record is from RefSeq and is a predicted model, not a curated record.